Cucurbita moschata (crookneck pumpkin) is the source of this 2008-nucleotide messenger RNA. Its product is annotated as inositol transporter 4-like. Bases 172 to 1899 code for a protein of 575 amino acids. NCBI's taxonomy places the organism in Eukaryota, Viridiplantae, Streptophyta, Magnoliopsida, Cucurbitales, Cucurbitaceae. Gene Ontology annotation, cellular component: membrane. The record is from RefSeq and is a predicted model, not a curated record. The transcript has 7 exons. Gene Ontology annotation, biological process: transmembrane transport. Gene Ontology annotation, molecular function: myo-inositol:proton symporter activity.
GUCAUUCAUCUGUUCACCAAGUCGAUUGUAGCCGGCGCAACCGCGACCAUUCGUCGUCGGCAUAAAUCUGAAUACGCCAACGACAGGCUGUUUUUGAAAAUAUUAAGGUUCCCCCAUCUGUUAUUACGAACGUCUGGAGUCAGUAGGAACUCUUGAAGGGAUCGAGUCAAAAUGGUGGAAGGAGGUGCUGCAAAGGCAGACAAGGCAGAGUGUUUAGAAUGUUGGCAAACAACAUGGAAGACACCUUACAUUAUGCGCCUUGCUCUGUCUGCUGGGAUCGGUGGUCUCCUUUUCGGAUACGAUACCGGUGUGAUCUCUGGGGCUAUGCUUUACAUCAGAGAGGACUUUGAAGUUGUUGAUAGGAAAACAUGGCUACAGGAAACCAUUGUAAGUAUGGCUGUAGCAGGUGCUAUCGUGGGUGCUGCAAUAGGUGGCUGGAUGAAUGAUAAAUUUGGACGAAAAAAGGCGAUUUUAGUCGCCGAUGUAGUGUUCUUCAUUGGUGCAGUUGUCAUGGCUGUCGCUCCUUUUCCCGGAUUCAUUAUCGUCGGGAGACUUAUAGUUGGGUUCGGGGUCGGAAUGGCGUCGAUGACAGCUCCUCUUUACAUAUCAGAAGCUUCCCCUGCUAGAAUUAGGGGUGCUCUUGUUAGCACUAAUGGCUUGCUAAUUACAGGAGGGCAAUUCCUUUCCUAUUUAAUCAACCUGGCCUUCACUAAGACCAAGUUAACAUGGCGUCUGAUGCUUGGAGUAGCAGGAGUGCCACCUCUGGUUCAGUUUGUUUUGAUGUUAUCGCUGCCCGAGUCUCCUAGGUGGCUCUACCGACGGGAUAAAGUAGAUGAAGCAAGAGCCAUUCUGGAGAAAAUCUAUCCUGCCGAUCAAGUUGAGGAUGAGAUGAGACUGUUGCAUGAAUCUGUGGAGACUGAAAAGGCAGAAGAAGGAGCUAUUGGAGAUGGCAGUAUCAUAGCCAAAGUGAAAGGUGCUUUGAGCAAUCAAAUCGUCCGAAGAGGGCUCUACGCCGGGAUCAUGGUGCAAGUAGCUCAGCAGUUCUGUGGUAUCAACACUGUCAUGUACUACAGCCCAACCAUCAUCCAGUUUGCUGGAUAUGCUUCCAAUACGACAGCCAUGGCGCUUUCUCUCGUUACUUCCUUUCUCAACGCUGCUGGCUCCGUUGUUAGCAUGGUAUCGGUUGACAGAUAUGGUAGAAGACGUCUUAUGCUCAUCUCGAUGAUAGGGAUUAUCACCUGCCUAGUGGUGUUGGCUGGAGUGUUCUUCCAAUCUGCUCAUCACGCUCCGCCCGUCGACGCCUUGGAAUCUUCUCACUUUGGAAGCAACUCCACUUGUUCAGCUUAUGCCUCAGCUCCAGAUGCAUCUUCAUGGAAUUGCAUGGCAUGUUUGAAGCAACAAUGUGGCUUCUGUGCCAAUGGAGAUAGUGAGUAUCUUCCUGGAGCAUGCUUGGAUUUGACAAAGGAUGUGAGGAGCUCAUGUCGGUCGAAGCACCGAGUAUGGUUCACGGAAGGCUGCCCGAGCAAAAUAGGGUUCUUGGCUGUGGUGGUGAUGGGGCUUUACAUCAUUUCAUACGCACCUGGAAUGGGAACAGUUCCCUGGGUGUUGAACUCUGAAAUUUACCCACUCAGAUACAGAGGAACCGGAGGAGGAAUCGCUGCAGUUUCAAACUGGAUUUCGAAUCUGAUUGUGAGUCAGACAUUUUUGACAUUGGUGGAAGCUCUUGGGGCCGCUGGUACAUUCCUGCUGUUCGCAGGAUUCUCAUUUCUUGGACUCAUUGGUAUCUAUUUCUUGGUACCUGAAACUAAAGGGCUGCAAUUCGAAGAGGUUGAAGAGCUCCUCAGGCAAGGGAAGAAUUAUAAGAGCAGCAGAGGCCAGAGGGAAGUUUCGGAACAAUAAUCCUCCAGAAUUGACGCGAACUUUGAUUUAUAACUAACUUAAUGUUUCUUUUGGUGUUCCUUGUGAGAAACUUUUAAUAAGUUGGAAUAAAUUAUGGUUUGUGUGUGUU